AUGGAAGAUUCUGUAACAAAUGGUAAAAGACUUGUCCGACUUGUUGUUCCAAAGCAAGGGUACACGAAAGAUGAGAUGGCUGGAGCAAACGCUGGGUGCAGCAGCCCUGAUAACCAUUGCAGCCAUAACACACCUCAGUGGUUAUCUGACCCUUACAUGAGUGAUGACACAUUUCCAUUCCCUGUGUUGAAUGAUAUUUCGGACCUCGAGAAUGCAAUCAGUCAGAAAAUGUCCCCAAAAAUUGGAAGACAGUCUAGAACCAAACGAGAGCUGUCAUCGUUAUCGUCGUCUCACUCUCCUCUCUUGAACAUGGACGAUUACGUGGAGAAACGGAUUGCAGAGUUCGUGUCCACCUUAAACAAGUGGCGACGACAAGCCGAGGAAGAAGUUGCAAACAAUGGUACUGGAAAUGGUCAGGUUGAAUCACAAGAAGUCACAGCAACAACCACGACAGAAAGCUCACCUCUCGAACAAAAUGAGGAGGCUGAACAGCUUUCUGAAACAUCAUCUCCUUCCCCACAUGUCGGAAACGACGACGAUGACGAGGCUGCUGAAGCCGUUGAUGGGGACGUGACCAAAUCCACUACUGAUGCUCCACUUACACAGUUCGAAAUUGAGCUACGUGGCGUAAUGAAGCUAGUCGACACGAUGGAAAAUUAUCACGUUGGAUCCCGAGAAAAGCUUAAAACGGAAAAGUUGUUCAGUUCGAUGUUUAAAAUUGCGGGUUCAGUGCAAAGUAGUCGCGAUCGAAAGAUAGUUCCCCUUCAAUUCCUAAAGACUAAUGAACAACUACUGUCCACAGCUAUACACACGAUGGAACCAAACCAAUUGAUCAAGAUUGAUAGGAACCUAGAUUUACAAGUGUUGGAUGCAGUUGAACAGUGCCAAAAUUCACUUGGCAGGAAAGAUGGUCUCCGCUUUAUUGUUGACAACAACAAGUGUCCACCAGAGGUGACAUUGUUCAUUCAUCCCACAACGCUCAAAAAGAUUCCUCUCGCAACCAUAAAGAAAGAAUUACCGCUUGACCUGAUCUACAACAGGGACGAGGAAGACUAUGUUUUGAGCGUGGCUUGGAAAGUGGCGGACAUUGCGUACACUUCUUGCUACGUGUAUUGGAUGGACAACAACAUGAGAACAAUUCCAUUCAAACUGUUUGGAUUUGUGGAAAAUCUGUUUGAGCAGAAAACAUUUCAGGAAGCAAUGUAUCCUGCGAAUAAAGAUGGGCUCGAGAAGUAUAACGGAGUGAUCCCCACGGAGAAAGAGUUGGUGGACAUCAUGGUGGAUUUGGACGCCCUGGUAGCUGCUGUUCACCACGUUUCCAGAUUCAAAGAAUAUUUUACAAAGCCAAACAAUAAAAAAGAACGCAAUAGUGACAAAAAGAAGAAUAGAAGGAAAAGCUCGAUCGAAAGCCUAAAAUAUUUUGAAGUUUUUAAUGCUCAAGCGUACUGCUUACAACAAUUGAAUUCAAACUUGAAGCCGACUUAUCACAAUACAUAUCCCAGGAUUAUGAAAAUAUGCUAGCAUUAGUGGAUCAAGAAUCAUAAUUUGAUUGAUUUAUUGACUUAUUUAUUACGAGGAAUUUCCUUGAAGGAAAAAUAAAAGUCGUUACGUAUCAAGGAUGACAUUCAGGGUCAAAGUUUACAUGACACUAUUC
Molecule: messenger RNA, 1654 nt
Organism: Folsomia candida
Lineage: Eukaryota; Metazoa; Arthropoda; Collembola; Entomobryomorpha; Isotomidae
Exons: 5
Coding region: 1-1521 (506 amino acids)
Source: RefSeq, a predicted model, not a curated record